Messenger RNA from Plenodomus lingam JN3, 1728 nucleotides. The record is from RefSeq and is a predicted model, not a curated record. Lineage: Eukaryota; Fungi; Ascomycota; Dothideomycetes; Pleosporales; Leptosphaeriaceae.
AUGGGGUUCCCCAUCCGCCAUAUGAUGAAGGCAAUACUUGCUUCUGCCAUUGCUCUUAACGUAUCAGCUUUCCCAGGCGCUAGCAGUUAUGCGACACAAUCCUUGAAUUCAACCCUUGAAUUCAGGUUGACGAUCGCGAAUGGCCUGUUAGAGUCACCCACAGACGGGCGGGUGGUGCUGGUGUUUGCACCUAAUGAAAUCGAUCCGCUCAACGAUACCAAUGUUCGAACAUCGCCUAAUAAGAUAUACAGAAAGAAUGUCUAUGAGGUCGACUCGAGGAUCACGAUCACAUUUUCUGGAGGGAGCAAUUCCAGCACAUCGACCAGGGUAUACGGGUGGCCUAACAUCAGCAUGAUGGACAUCGCCGCAGGAACAUAUCAGGUCCAAGCGUUUUUGAUAGAGUGUGAAACUGUCACUCGUACCGGUAGCGAUGGCGCCAAAGUCAGCGUUAACUUCCCGUGCGGAGAUGGAGCACCAAACAUCAAUUCAUUCGGCAGUCUGACGACCCCAUCGACCAAGAUCCACGUCUCUGGGAACCGACAGACGAUUGAUUUUGUCUUCAACAAUGUCAUGCAGGUCACACCAUUCACAGGCAAUGAGAUUGGAGGGUGCUACCAGGGAAACUACCCAGAUAAUAGCAACAUGAGAUAUAUCAAGAUUCGCAGUCAGAAAUUGAGCGCAUUCUGGGGUUGCGACAUGUACCGAUAUGGAAGGAAUGCAACCUUCACGACCGCUUGGGAUCAAGGCAUCUACACCCUCACUGGUACUAACAAGACACGUCCAGCACCCAAGAUGAUUUUGGUAACAUUCCGGCACGAAGCGCCCUUCUACGACGAUUCCUACGCUGUCAACACUGUCAAUCUUGGCCCUCAUGGGGAUGCUAUCAACGAUGAGCUCAUACCUCACAUCGACGCAUCAUUCAACACGAUCCAGGCACCUUACGCACGCAUUCAAGAAGGCGGCUCGACCGGAGGUUGGGCAUCGAUUGCCAAUGUUGUAUAUAGACCGGAUUUAUUCGGCGCGUGCUUCUCGUCCUACCCCGACUCUCUUGAUUUCCACAAACACCAGAAUAUAGAGCUUUAUACUUCAUCUAGUGCCUACUAUCAUACUCGCCACUGUCGCGAACGAGAAUCACUGGGAACUUGCUUUGGUACUGCAUCCCGCUCUUCAAACCAAUGGGACGUAUGGAAUGCUGUUACCGGUGUGCAAGGUUAUAACAACUAUCCGCUGGAGCCCUGGGAUAAGUUCACAGGAGAGAUUUAUCCCGAAACCGUCGAAUUCUGGAAACUGUACGUUAUGAGUGACUAUAUUGUCAGUAACUUCAACAUUACGCGCAACCUUGGCAAGAAUCUCGCUGGACGUCUCCUUGUUUACGUCGGUACCUGGGAUGCCUACUUUCUGAACGAGGGCGUUCAGGAAUUCCAAAAGACCAGGAUGAGCCAACAUCACCAUCUUACCCGAGAAGCCACAUGGAGGAAACUCACUACGAUUUUGAAUAGCUGGAUCCAAGACCACGGGUCGAAUGGCACAUCGCCUCUACCAAGCGAGGUGACCGCCCCAAGCACGCGUGAUAACCUGUGGGAAGAAGUCAUCAAACGUAGUGGCUGCAGUGCUGCGGUAUCCCGCCAAGCACCUCCUUCCAUCAGCCUUGGCAGUGUCAAGGAUGGAGCGCAAGUGACGGCUAGUGUUGGCCCCUGGGAUCCCGGAGUGAUAUUGAAGGCCCAAUAG